This is a messenger RNA of Panonychus citri (citrus red mite), 2096 nucleotides long. Its product is annotated as stearoyl-CoA desaturase 5-like. Gene Ontology annotation, molecular function: iron ion binding; stearoyl-CoA 9-desaturase activity. The transcript has 4 exons. Bases 196 to 1380 code for a protein of 394 amino acids. Lineage: Eukaryota; Metazoa; Arthropoda; Arachnida; Trombidiformes; Tetranychidae. Gene Ontology annotation, biological process: unsaturated fatty acid biosynthetic process. Gene Ontology annotation, cellular component: endoplasmic reticulum membrane. The record is from RefSeq and is a predicted model, not a curated record.
AUGUUCAUGAUAAGUUAACUGAAUUCAUUUUCAAUAUUGAAUUUGAUUCAAUAGUAAAAUAGACAUUGAUUAAACUUCAUCAGAUGAAUAGUUUUAAUCUUUGUUUCUUUUGAUUAAAAGUGUUAAUUCAUUUACCUUUGUUAACUAUUGACAACAAUUAGUGAAAGAUUUUUUUCAAAUAUUGAUCAAAUUAAAAUGCCUCCAUCACAAUUAGACAUCCCAACUACAACAGAUAAUCGUAAUGAAGUUGUGAAUAACAAUCUAAAUAUAAAACAAUCAACGAACGACAAUUUAAACGAUGAAAGUAUUGCUACCACGAAAUCAACAUCGGCCUCAUUACCGACAGGAGUUUUAAUCAUCAAUGGCUCGACCGAUAUUAAUGGUGAUCAAUUGCCGAUGGAGUCAAAAGAUGAUAAUAUAAAUUCAAGUGGAUUGAGAGGAUUAAUUAAAUUCAUUGUUUAUGAGAUCAAGUGGAUUCAUCUGAUCUUUGAAACUUCCUUGGCACUUGGUUUCUUUUAUGUCGCUCCAAUUUCAAUCUAUCAGUUUUUUGCUGAAUUCUGGACACAUUCAUGGUUAAUUAUGGUUCUCACUUGGACUUGGAGUUUCGCUUUAAUUACUUGUGGUGGGAUCGGUGUGAGUGUUGGCGCUCAUCGUUUAUGGUCACAUCACGCGUUUAAAGCCAAAUGGCCUUUAAAGUUACUAUUGGUUGUUAUGCAAACUAUGGGAGCAGAGAAUUCCAUUUAUCAUUAUGUUGAACACCAUCGAGCUCAUCAUAAAUACCUGGACACUAAUGGUGACCCUCAAAAUAUUAAUCGAGGCUUUUGGUUUGCUCAGGUCGGAUAUCGAUUGCUUAAAGAUCACCCUGAGUAUCGGGAAAAGGUCAAGAAUAUAAGUUAUGACGAUAUUUUGAAAGAUCCAUUUGUGAUGUUCCAACACAAAUAUUACGUUCCAAUGGUCAUUCUUUUUGCGUUUAUUUUUCCAGUUUCAGUUCCAGUUUUACUUUGGAACGAAAGUUUAUUAAACUCAUUUCUUAUUGCUGGUUGUUCCAAAUCAUUCGUGGUAAUACAUAUGCACGGAAUUGUGGGCAGCAUUUGUCACACCGUCGGGAAACGGCCUUAUAAUAAGAAAAUAUCAGCUGCUGACAAUGGAUUCAUGCAGUUAAUCACCGCCGGUGAAGCUUAUCACAAUUUCCAUCACACUUUUCCUUACGAUUACUCCAUAAGUGAAUUAGGUAAAACAAUCAACACCUCAAAGAUUUUCAUCGAUAUCGCUGCUUGGUUAGGACUCGCUUAUGACCUUCGAUUAGCGGGUGAAGAGUUUAUCAAAAAGACGAAGCAAAAAGCAACGGAAGAGAAUCCAAUUUGUUACACUUGGAUUUAAUUUAAUCUUUUCCAAGAUUAUCAGAAAACUCAGAGAAUUCAAAUCAAGUUGAACAUUUUAGUAUCCAAAUUUGAUCUUUUAUAUUUCUUACAACUUCCAAUUUAAUACAACAGAGAUUUUCAACAAAAUUUCAUUCUAAUUAAACUCUGAUACACAAUGUACAUAAUAAAACAAUUCCAACAUUGUAAUUCUAAUUGUUGACAAAUUGUCGACUAAGAAGACAUGACGAUCUGAGAAAACGUAAUUUUCAACAAUCAAAUGAAUAAUCUAUUAGAUUAAUUGUCUCGUACGUACAAUAAAUAAGAAUCACAUUUAUUUGAUUUUAUUCAACAAAAUGGAUAACAAUUUGAUCGAACUGGGAAAUUCACUUUUUGGCCGAUUUACCGAUUAUCACUGGUGCGAGUUGUUUUUCCCGUUGGAGUUGUUGAUCUUUUCUCAUCUCUUUUUCCAAUAUUUGUUUCUGAAUAAUUUCUUGUAAUUUUAAUCCUCGUUUCCUGAUUCGUUCAGCUUUUUCCGUCACAAAUUCCAUGUCUUUUUUCACAUUGUUCAUUUUGGUCAGAUAAUGAGUCGAUUGAUUAAUUAGAUUCUCGAUUUCCAAAGGUUGAGUAAAUUCGGAGAAACGUGAAUUCUCUUGAUCCAACAUUUCAUUGAGAGACAAUUGAUAUUCUAACAGUUGAUUAAAUGAAUGAGGUAAAUUUUUCGAUGAACAUGAUGAA